Molecule: messenger RNA, 906 nt
Organism: Aspergillus affinis
Lineage: Eukaryota; Fungi; Ascomycota; Eurotiomycetes; Eurotiales; Aspergillaceae
Product: carbon-nitrogen hydrolase family protein
Exons: 2
Coding region: 1-906 (301 amino acids)
Biological process (GO): L-glutamine metabolic process; oxaloacetate metabolic process
Cellular component (GO): mitochondrion
Molecular function (GO): omega-amidase activity
Source: RefSeq, a predicted model, not a curated record
AUGGCCUCCUUAUUGAAGAAGCCGUUGAAGCUCGCCUUGGUGCAGCUUGCCUCCGGUGCCGACAAGGCCGUCAAUCUCGCUCAUGCGCGCAGAAAGGUGCUUGAGGCGGCGCAGGCGGGAGCCAAACUCAUCGUUCUCCCCGAGUGUUUCAACUCGCCCUACGGAACCCAGUACUUCCCCAAGUACGCGGAGACCCUUAUCCCCUCGCCGCCUUCGAAGGAGCAGUCCCCCUCGUACCAUGCGCUCUCGUCUAUCGCCGCCGAGGCCAAGGCCUACCUCGUGGGCGGAAGUAUUCCCGAGUUGGAGCCGACGACCAACAAAUUCUACAACACCGCCUUGGUAUUCUCGCCCACCGGAGCUCUGAUCGGAACCCACCGCAAGACCCAUCUCUUCGACAUCGACAUCCCCGGCAAGAUCACAUUCAAGGAGAGCGAGGUGCUGUCUCCCGGUAGCCAGCUGACUAUGGUCGACCUCCCGGAGUAUGGAAAGAUUGGCCUGGCCAUCUGCUACGAUAUUCGCUUUCCCGAGUCGGCCAUGAUUGCGGCGCGCAAGGACGCUUUCAUGCUCGUCUACCCGGGUGCCUUCAACCUGACCACCGGACCCAUGCACUGGUCGCUGCUGGCGCGUGCCCGUGCCGUGGACAACCAGCUGUAUGUGGCCCUGUGCAGCCCGGCGCGGGACAUGAGUGCCACGUACCACGCGUACGGUCACAGUCUGGUCGCGAACCCCAGCGCAGAGCUUCUGGUGGAGGCGGAGGACAAGGAGGAUAUCAUCUAUGCCGACCUGGACAACGAGACGAUCCAGAACACAAGAAAGGGCAUUCCGGUCUACACUCAGCGACGAUUUGACUUGUACCCGGACGUGAGUGUGUCUGGCGCUCCCAGCUUGCGGCGACGACAGACAUGA